CGCUAUCUCUCUCUCUCUCUUUCCUCUGUCUCUCUCACACUUUAUUAUUUAUUAUAGUAUCAUAAUUGUUAUGGAUCCAUCGCUCAAUUACUUCUAUAGCAUCAAAUCAAACAGUGAAGUGCAUUGAUCGCCACCGAACUCAGCUAGGCUUCUGCUGUAGACCUCUAGCGUCUGGCCCAGCGAAGCAAGCUCCUCAAAUUUCAUUUCAUUCACUAGCUUCAACCUCGCGGAAAUGAUUGAGCUCCACUGAAGUCUGUGCAGUUGACUUGAUGUUCUUCUUCUUCUUACUGAUUUAAUCCUCCUCUUCCUACUUGUGCUUACUGAUUUAAUUCUGUGGUAAUUCAGGGGGAUCAAAAUGAUGGAUAAAUGAGUAGACAAGAGCUUUGAUCAGUUACGGCUGACCGGGGACAGUUGCUCAUUUUGGUAGCGAUCUGCUGCUUCUUCUGAUAUUCAUUUUGGAAAGCGAAGGGAUUUGUUGAGCGAUCAUGAAGAGGAAGAGAUUGGAUGAAAGCAGUCAUCCACUUGAUACAUAUCCCUUCGAGGCAUAUUGGUGGGGCUCUUGGCAUGCUGUGGAGCGCUUAAGAAUUAAGGAUGGAGCCAUUACCAUGCAUGUAGUAGAUAAUGGGGAGGUGAUCGAGGAGAUGAUUCCAACGUCAAAUCUCCGAAUGAGGUCAAGGAAGGCCACAAUUAAUGAUUGUUCAUGCAUCUUGAGACCCGGCCUUGAUGUAUGCGUUCUGACUGCUUCAUCCGAUACAGAAGACUCGAGUGAAGACUCGCUUGUCUGGGCUGAUGCCAGAAUAAGAUCUAUUGAAAGGAAGCCUCAUGGUGCUAUAUGUGCUUGCCAUUUCUAUGUCAGUUUCUAUAUCAGGGAAGAUGCCGCUCUUACGUUGCAGAAAAAACUUAGUAAAGAAACAACAAGGGUGCAAAUUGAUCAGAUUAUGAUUCUUCAGAAACUUGACUCAGUACCUUCUGAGAAUCAGCACUACCGAUGGAGAACGUCAGAGGAUUGCUCUUCUCUUCUGAAGUACAAACUUUUCACGGGAAAAUUCUGCUCCGACCUUACAUGGCUGGUUGUCGCAUCCAUUGUAAAGCAAGCCAUUUUUGACGUAAGGUCAGUAGAAGGUCGAAUGGUUUAUGAGGUCCUCGAUGUUGAUUGCAGCACCGAUUCUGGCAGUAAUUCCUAUUGUGUGAAUUUCAAAUUAGACAAUGGAAUAUUGUCCCCCAUCAUUGUCCAAUUUGUUCCAGGCAUUGGGAAAAGAACCGGAGACGAGAUGCAUACUGAUGCACCACUGUGCCUUUAUGAGCCCAUGGACUUGCGUCGGUCAAAGCGCCGCUUUGUGCAGCCUGACCGUUAUUUGGGUUGUGAUGUGCCCGAGUUUGAUGUUGAAACUCCAAGAAUAGGGGGACGAAAGAUGUGCAAAUGGGAUUAUGAGGAUGAGGAGUGCGAGGAAAUGCCACUUGCACUAUCAAUUCAGGCUGACCACAAAUAUCAGAAGCAUGAUGAAAAUGAAAACAGGGAUUUCUCUUGCAAAAGAAGAUCAGACAAGAAUAUUCGUGUAUGUGGAAGUGCAGACAAAUCAACUGUCUCUAAAAAUUCUGAAAGCCCACCAACUCGGGAGAAGAAACAAUCUGACCAAUCACAACUUGCUUUGGUUCCCUUGUCAAUAUCUUCAGAGGGCAAAUCAAUUCUGCGUGAACUGGACGCUUCAUAUGAUGAAAAUCCUGAAGGUCAUUCUGGAAAUAUUGCUGACCUUAUUUCCAGGUAUCUUUAUGAAAAUGGUUCCACCGCCAAAGGACGCAAAAAGAAGGCUUCUGAGUUAAACUUCAACAGGAAGGAGCAUGGAUUCAUGGUACAACAUUUACCCAGAAAAACAUACAAGAGAAGUGCAUUUUGCAUCCGUUCUGAAUGGGAGAGUAUAUACAAUAUGAAGCCUUCUGGAAAGAAAUCAUUUAGUGCUGCUGCAUGCAGAGAAUUGUUGACAAGAUGCAUGGAGAACAUUGACGCAACCAUCAAUAUGGAACAGCCACCAAUUAUUGAUCAAUGGGAAGAGUUCAAGUCAACAAAAUUUCAGAACCAAAAGGAAACUAAUGACAAAGCUGAAAAGAAUCAUGAAGAGGAAAUCUCUGAAAUUGAUAUGUUGUGGAAGGAAAUGGAACUUGCCCUGGCAUCUUGUUAUUUUCUUGAUGAUGGUGAGGAAUCUCAUGCAUUUCCAACUGAAAGGAAACUGUCAACUGAGAAAGGUGGAACAGGAUGUCACCAUGAUUAUCGACUCAAUGAAGAAAUUGGAGUUAUUUGCCGGCUGUGCGGAUUUGUGAGCACAGAAAUAAAGGAUGUCUCACCCCCAUUUUGGUCAUCUGCAAGUGGGUUUGUACAUAAGGAGCAAAGGGCUGAAGAAAAUUUAGAGCAUAAGCCCAAUGGAGCUGAAGGCCUCGAUAAUUUUCAAGUCCCAGCUUCCUCCAAGGCACCUUCAUCAGAAGGAGAAGUGGAGGACAGCGUGUGGGCCUUAAUUCCUGAUCUUAGAAGUAAAUUGCGUGCCCACCAAAAGCGAGCUUUUGAAUUUCUCUGGGGAAACAUUGCUGGAUCUUUAGUACCAGCUCUUAUGGAAGAAAAGAGCAAAAGAAGAGGUGGUUGUGUUAUUUCUCAUACACCUGGAGCUGGCAAGACUUUGUUGAUUAUAACUUUCCUUGUUAGCUACUUGAAACUAUUUCCAGGUUCUCGACCUCUGGUGCUCGCUCCUAAGACAACACUUUAUACAUGGUACAAGGAAGUAAUUAAGUGGAACAUUCCUAUUCCCGUUUACCAGAUUCAUGGUGGCCAAACAUAUAAAGGUGAAGUUUUAAGGCAAAGAUUGCGCUCAAAUGCAGGUCUUCCUCGAAACCAAGAUUUUAUGCAUGUCUUGGAUUGUCUGGAAAAGAUGCAGAAGUGGCUUUCCCAUCCCAGUGUCCUUCUCAUGGGUUAUACCUCAUUCCUGACAUUGACGAGAGAAGGUUCAAAUUAUGCUCACCGGAAAUAUAUGGCCCAAGUUCUGCGGCAAUGUCCGGGGAUUCUAGUACUUGAUGAAGGGCAUAACCCAAGGAGUACGAAAUCAAGGCUAAGGAAAGCUUUGAUGAAAGUUAAUACGAAACUCAGAGUAUUACUUUCCGGUACCUUGUUUCAGAAUAAUUUUGGGGAGUAUUUCAACACUCUUUGCUUGGCAAGACCAAACUUUGUGAAAGAGGUGUUGAAAGAGCUGGAUCCGAAGUAUAAGAGGAACAAAAAAGGUCAAAAAAACCGCUUCUCGCAGGAAAAUAGAGCAAGAAAAAUGUUCACUGACAAAAUUUCGAAGCUCAUCGACUCAAAUAUACCUGAUGAAAGGUUGGAAGGUUUAAAUAUUUUGAAGAAUCUGACUGGUGGAUUUAUAGAUGUGUAUGAAGGUGGGAGCUCUGACAAUCUCCCUGGUUUACAAUGUUACACAUUGAUGAUGAAGUCAACCUCUCUUCAACAAGGAAUUUUGGACAAGCUUCAAAAUCAAAGGCCUGUCUACAAAGGUUUCCCACUGGAACUAGAGCUCUUAAUCACUCUUGGGGCAAUCCAUCCUUGGUUGAUAAGAACAACUGCUUGUUCUAAUCAAUAUUUCAGUGCGGAAGAAUUGGAGGAUCUUGAAAGAACUAAAUUGGAUGUCAAAUUUGGUUCAAAGGUCAGAUUUGUUAUGAGUCUUAUACCCAAGUGUGUGUUUAGAAGGGAAAAGGUCUUGAUCUUUUGCCAUAACAUUGCUCCGAUCAAUCUGUUUCUUGAGCUAUUUGCCACCAUUUUUCACUGGCGAAAGGGCAAAGAGGUGCUAGUGCUUCAAGGUGACAUCGAGCUCUUUGAGAGAGGGAGGGUGAUGGAUAAAUUUGAGGAGGCUGGUGGACCUUCAAAGGUUAUGUUGGCAUCUAUUACAGCCUGUGCUGAAGGGAUUAGCUUAACUGCAGCGUCACGAGUAAUAUUAUUGGAUUCUGAGUGGAAUCCUUCAAAGAGCAAGCAAGCAAUUGCUCGGGCGUUUCGACCAGGUCAGGACAAAGUUGUGUAUGUGUAUCAGCUCCUGGCUGCUGGCACACUGGAAGAAGAGAAAUACAGUAGAACUACAUGGAAGGAGUGGGUUUCAAGUAUGAUAUUUAGUGAAGAACUUGUUGAGGAUCCUUCUCGCUGGCAAGCACAAAAAAUUGAAGACGAACUACUGAGGGAGAUAGUGGAGGAAGACCGAGCUACAUUAUUUCACAGGAUAAUGAAGAUUGAGAAGGCAUCAAGUGUGAUCAGAGAAGGGGAAGGACGAAGCGUGAAGGGACAAUUGGGUGCAUGAGAAUCAAACUCUGGUUUCUGAGAUGAAACGAGGAAUAAAGAUCCUGGGUAUCCGAAUAGUCUGGUAUUAAGUUUUAUAUCCUCUGUCCAGGGAUGGUAUCGUAAAUUGUAAUUACUUCAGGAAAUGGAUUUUACAGUCGGCACAUGUAAUAAUCAGGCCUGAAAACUCACAUCUUCACUGAUGGUCUAUUUAAGGCUUGCAAGUCCUGCAGAUGGUGAGCUAAUACUACUUGACAGAAAAUCACUUCAUGUUCAAAGGUAUGAUUUAUUGUCA
Messenger RNA from Coffea eugenioides, 4592 nucleotides. Its product is annotated as SNF2 domain-containing protein CLASSY 1-like. Gene Ontology annotation, biological process: gene silencing by siRNA-directed DNA methylation. Gene Ontology annotation, molecular function: chromatin binding; ATP binding; ATP-dependent chromatin remodeler activity. The record is from RefSeq and is a predicted model, not a curated record. Lineage: Eukaryota; Viridiplantae; Streptophyta; Magnoliopsida; Gentianales; Rubiaceae. The coding region runs from base 486 to 4319 and encodes 1277 amino acids. The transcript is spliced from 7 exons.